This is a messenger RNA of Empidonax traillii (willow flycatcher), 1600 nucleotides long. RefSeq names its product tubulin polyglutamylase complex subunit 2 (gene TPGS2). The coding region runs from base 54 to 929 and encodes 291 amino acids. The record is from RefSeq and is a predicted model, not a curated record. Lineage: Eukaryota; Metazoa; Chordata; Aves; Passeriformes; Tyrannidae. The transcript has 7 exons. Gene Ontology annotation, biological process: protein polyglutamylation.
AAAAGGGUUUGUUCGCCGCCGGGCUGGGCGGAGGUAGGAGGGUCCCGCGGAGGAUGGAGGACAAACCCCCCACCGGCAUCAAGCCCUACCUGGACAAGCUCACCCUGGGCGUCACAAGGAUCCUGGAGACUUCUCCAGGAGUUGCUGAGGUGACGUUUGUGGAGAAGGAGCCAGCUGAACGCCACACCAUCAUUUCUUGGGAGCAAAAAAACUCAUGCAUAUUGCCAGAGGAUUUAAAGAACUUCUAUCUGAUGACAGAUGGCUUCCAGAUGACCUGGAGUGUGAAGACCGAUGAUACUCCCAUGCCCCUGGGCUCCAUGGUGAUUAACAGCAUCUCCCAGCUGUGUCGGCUUGGGGGCUCCUCCGUGUACACCCUGCCCAAUGCUCCGACCCUCGCCGACCUGGAAGAUGACACGGACGAGGAAGGUAAUGGAGACAAACCAGAGAAGCCACACUUUGAUUCUCGUAGUCUUAUCUUUGAAUUAGAUCCAUGCAAUGGAAAUGGGAAAGUCUGUCUUGUUUAUAAGCAUGCUGAACCAGUUGUCUCCCCAGACACAGAGAUAUGGUUCCUGGACAGAGCUCUGUAUUGGCAUUUCCUCACCAAAACCUUCACAGCCUACUACCGCCUGCUCAUCACCCACCUGGGUCUCCCACAGUGGCAGUACGCCUUCACCAGCUACGGGGUCAGCCCCCAGGCCAAGCAAUGGUUUAACAUGUACAAACCCAUAACCAUCAACACAGCGCUCCUGUCUGAAGAAGCUGAUUCCUUUGUGAACAAGCUGGACCCCAACAAGGUAUUUAAAAGCAAGAACAAAACUCCAAUACUCAAAAAGAAACCACCCUCUCAGCCAGCAGGCUCCCAAAAGAGUCACACGAGCAUGACCUCUGCCAAGACAUCCUCACUAGCUGGGACUACUUCAAGGAAGUGAGAUCCCCAGAUCUGACCCUGGACAGCGUUUGCAAUAAGCUCUGAUGUUCUCUGCUGCAGAGUCUCAGUGAUUCAGACCAUGGUCCUUGUGCAUGAAUAGAUGUGCCCAUGGAAAACAUACUGCAGCAUUUGCAUGAAAUAUAGCCACGAUGUGGAUGUAGAUCCUGGAGAUUCUUAAGAAAAAAACUUGAGACAUUGAUUUUAUUCCCUUGUGCUACUUGCAGCAUGUGUUUUUCAGAGGGCAUGAAGGAGCCCCUGAUGUCACUGCUCUGUAGGGAAGCUUUUGUUCCUGUGCAACUACAGCAGUGAAAUGAAGGCCCAUGUAAGUCACCAUUACUUUAACAGACCAUGCUGAAGUAGAGGUAUGAAGAUGUUUCUGCCAAGUGCUCUGAAAGAAACCUGUCCUGACCUUGCAUGCUGUAGGAGCAGGCUGGAACCUGAUGAACAAAGAAAUAACUUCCACUUCAGAUAAAAUCAGACUCUGUACUUCCCUUUUCUCCUUCCAACUUCUGCUCUGAGAUUCAUGGUACAAGGGGACCUGGGACUUUGGUGUCUCUGCACUGUCCUAGCUACUUGCUCUCCCCAGCGGAGACCACCUUUUAGCCUUCACACUCUAUCUUUUCAGACAGUGACAUAGAAUCAUAGAAUCAUAAAAUCAACCGGGUUGGAAAA